UUUUUAUAAUGAAAUGUUUUUGCUUUGAAAUGGGAAUAGGAUAAUUAUAUUUCUUAAUAGAUUACAUUUACACUAUUUUUUUUCUUAACACUCUCCUAGUAAAUAUUUCUCCGUUUCUUUCGUUUGGGACACAGCGCACACGCCCAUUUUGUUUACGCACUGAAAAUCAGGAAGUGUUUUGGAGUCGAGUCCGAUUCUGAUUCCUGGUUCUGGAAUCAAUGAGAUUCGAUUCCAAGAAUCGAUUCCCCUUUUGUUUUCGAUUUCUAAUCACUAUUAGCGAGCAAGGCUGCAUCCAGAAACGACCUCAGGCGCCCAUAGAUAAGCUUUGUUGAUCUGAAAACGGCUAUGAAUGGGGAGUAGAUUCCCCUCGAUGGGAUCGAUUCCAACCUUUGAAAUCGACUCUCGAUUCCCAACGCCUCGGAAUCGAGGAAUCGAUUCUUUUUGGAAUCGACUCCCAGCCCUAUUCAAGAGAAAUGAAACCCAAUUCACCACUAAACGCUUGUUUUAACAACGAUCCUCACCGCUGUUUUUGUUUACAAAGCUGUAAAUCGGAUAAUAUAUGAGUUGUGUUUCUGUCGAAGUAGGUGUCUGGACUUUGGGCAAAACAGCCCUUUUUACAGAAUAGAGGCUGAGAAUCUGCUCAUCUUUGAGAAGACUGCAAAGAAAUGGCUGAAUCUGCAGCGAGUCAGUAUGAGGAUCAGUUCAGUUGUUCAGUCUGUUUGGAUCGGCUGAAGGAGCCGGUGACGAUUCCCUGUGGACACAGUUACUGUAUGAGCUGUAUUACUGACUGCUGGGAGCAGAAGGAGCAGGAGCCGCCGUACCGCUGUCCCCAAUGCAGAGAGAGCUUCAGUCAGAGACCUCUACUGAAGAAGAACACUCUGAUAGCUGAGAUGAUGGAGACGCUGCAGAAGACGUCCCUACAAACGGCUGCUGUGGAGUGUGAUGUUUGCACUACAGAGAAGAACAGAGCUGUAAAGUCCUGUCUGCAGUGUUUGGCCUCCUUCUGUCAAACUCACCUGCAGCCUCACUAUGAAUCUCCUGUGUUUAUGAAGCACAAACUAGUUGAAGCCUCCAAAGGCAUUCAGGAGAACAUCUGCCUCAGUCAUGGGAAACUUCUAGAGAUGUACUGUCAGGAUGACCGUCAAUGCAUUUGUUGUUUGUGUACUGAUAAUCAUAAAGGACAUAAUGUGGUGUCUAUGGAUUCAGAAUGGACUAGUAAAAAGAACGAGUUAAAGGAGAUAAAGGAGGCAUGUCAGAAGCUGAUCCAGGAGCGAGAGAGAGGUCAGCAAGAUCUCAGUGAAGCUGUAAAGCUCCUUAAAAGUUCAGCACAAGAGGCCGUGGAGAACAUUGAGAAGGUCUUCACUGAGCUCAUCUGCUCUCUGGAGAAGAAACACUCUGAGAUUAAAGAGCAGAUCAGAGCUCAGGAGAAGACUGAGAUAGAUCGAGCAGAGGAACUUCACAAACAUCUGGAUCAAGAGCUGACAGAACUCAGAAAAAGACAAACAGAGAUUGAAAAACUUCUGAUUAGUGAUGAUCAGAUCCAUUGUCUGAAGAGUUGUCAGUCUGUGUGUGUUUUACCAAAAUUUAAAGAGGUUCCCAGCUUCACUCAACACAGUGAUCUGUCUUUUAAAGACAUUUCAAUCUCAGCAUUCAGAGAGGUUUUGGAGGACGUCUGUCAACAGCAAACAGACAGAAUAGCUCGAGAAGUGUCAUGUGUUCAUGUUACAAAACCUCUAGAGCCAAAGACUCCAGAUGAUUUUUUGCAGUAUUUCUAUCUGCUUCACCUGGAUCUAAACACUGCACAUAAAAACAUCAAAUUGUCCGAAGACAACAGGAAAAUAUCAUUUUCAUUUAAAGCCCAGCAAUAUCCUGAUCACCCAGAGCGAUUUGAUCAGUUUAAUUACAUCAUGUGUAGAGACGGUUUGUACGAUCGCUCUUACUGGGAGGUUGAGUGCCGUGGGAACGAUUGGGGUGUAGCAGUUUGUUACAAAGGAAUUGGUCGUAAAGGAGACAUCGAUGACUGUAAACUUGGCUUAAACAAAAUAUCCUGGAGACUGACCCGCUAUCAGCAUGCUAACUAUUUCACUCAUGACAACAAGCAUAUCUUAAUCCCUGCUCUCCCCUCCUCUAGAAUAGGAGUGUAUCUGGAUCACAGAGCAGGAACUCUGUCCUUCUACAGUGUCUCUGACACAAUGACUCUACUACACAGAGUCCAGACCACAUUCACUGAACCCCUCUACCCUGCAUUUUUUGUUGGAAAUGCUUCAUCUUCAUUCAGGAUGAUUGAACAGAACAGAGGAGAGCUUAGACCAUUGAUUAAGAUUUAGAUUUAGAUAGAGUUUCUAAAUUAUUAAAAUAUUUAUGUAAAAACAAAGUAUUUAAAAUCAAAAUGUAGUUUGGCUGAACAAAGUUCUUAUUAAGCAUUAAACACUAAAGAGGCUUAAGCAACACUCUCUUAAAACUCUUAAAUUAGGCACAAUUAAAAAAUGUGCCAUUUAUCAUUACAUUUGCUGAAGUCAGAUGUUACAGUGAUAUGUGUGUGUGUUGUGUGUGUGUUCCUGGCAUCUGAAAGUUCUUUUCUUCAGCAAGGUUAUUAUUUACUGCAUCUCGCAAUAAUUCAUGUCUGAAUGCACAAUGCAGUUUAUUAUGAGGACACAAGAUGACAGAAUUAGUGAAGAAAAUGGUCAGCUGCAGAACCUUAUGUUUACACUUCACAGUAUUAACAAAAUCUUUAUUUUUGCACAUCACAUAUGUAUUAAAUGCAAUCGCCAUUUUGUUUUUCUAUUGCUAGGUACUUAAAAGGACUUUUUUUGUUUUUAUAAUGUGCCAAAUCCUAAAUCUAACAAGUCAACAUUGUUUCAAAAGUUGGAUGACUGGUCUCAGGGCAACCAAUGACUUUGAAUUUGCUUGAUUUUUAAAGUGUUUUCAUUACUGCUUUAACUGUUGGUGCUGACAAACAGCUGACACUGUCAAACUUUAUAAAUCAGCUGCAUUUUUAAAAACAAACCUCAUCCUGUAAGUAUGUAGUAGAAUUGUUUCUUUAAUAGAAACAUGUUUAUGUUUCUGUUUUUCCUUGGCUGUAUAGUGUUAGGGAGCAACUAGUUACAUGUAUUACCUAAUGCAGUUAUACAACAAAUGUAACUGGUUACAGUUACUGAGAAAAGUGUGUAAUUAAAUUACAGUUACUUAUGGAAAUGUAAACAAUUGCAAAGGGGGUUACAUCUGAAUAUUUACACACACACACACAUACAGAUUUAACUGAUUUCUUUCAAUGUCUCAAGAGUUCACAGAAUAGGACACAUGCUUAUUCCAUAACUCUUUUAUUUCCUGUUAGGGUUUAUGUGUCACCCCCAGCCUUUGUUCCUGUUUCCUUUUAUGGUCAUGUUUCCUGUUCUUGUCUAGUUAAUUUGAUCCCAGAUGUGUCUUGUUAAUUCCCUCAUUUGUAAUGUAUUUAAGACCAGUUUUUCCAGUGUCCUGUGUUUUGGUGUCUUCCUGUUCUCCUUUGUGGUUUUGCCUCCCCCUGCAUUGACUUUUGGUUUUGUUUUAUUAAUGUGUAUUAUUUUGUCAAGUUUGCUCCUUCAUUUCCUUGUCACACUCUUCUCCACCUUGACACACCAUUAUGUGCUUUGUUUUUUGUUGUUUUUUUUUCGAGGUGUUGUUAGAUGCCAGUGUUUCCUGUCAAAGCUAUCAAAAAAUAUCCUGUCAAAAAAUAAUACAAAUUUAUGAUUUUAAAUUUGUAUUUAACUUCAGAAUAAUCUUAAAGUAAAAAGAGAUGCUAAAGUCUGAUUU
Labeo rohita (rohu) is the source of this 3789-nucleotide messenger RNA. RefSeq names its product E3 ubiquitin/ISG15 ligase TRIM25. Gene Ontology annotation, molecular function: protein binding; zinc ion binding. NCBI's taxonomy places the organism in Eukaryota, Metazoa, Chordata, Actinopteri, Cypriniformes, Cyprinidae. The record is from RefSeq and is a predicted model, not a curated record. The transcript has 7 exons. Bases 666 to 2327 code for a protein of 553 amino acids.